CCACAUGUGUGCCAGGAGUACUCCCUGGAAGAGCUGGCAAAGGCAACGGCGGAUUGGGCAGAGGAGAACAGGAUUGGCAGCGGCAGUGAAGGAGAUGGCCAGCAAGCACCACCCUCAUCUUGUACGACUGCUUGGUUUUUGUAUCGAUGUGAACACAGUCACAAGGUAUAUGGAGCAGAUCUUGAUUUAUGAAUACAUGGAAAACAAUGACCUUGAGAGCUGGAUCGGGCCCAAUGUGCAUAACCCCCUCUCCCUGCGGCAACGUCUGGACAUUCUGAUUGGAGUGGCUAAGGGGCUGCAGUACCUUCAUGACUUUGGCAUUGUGCAUCGUGACAUCAAGCCGGCCAACAUCCUCCUCGAUGCAAAAAUGCAGGCCAAGAUUGCGGACUUUGGGCUGGUGAAGCUGAGUGGAGGCACCUCCAUGGGCACCUCUGUGGCGGCCACUCGAGUGAUGGGAACACCAGGCUAUGUGGACCCCGCCUACUACAAGACACACAUGGCCACCCCGGCAGCAGAUGUGCACAGCUUUGGAGUGGUGAUGCUGGUGGUCAUCACUGCGCGCAAGGCCAUAUGUGUUACAGAAGAAAGCCACAUCAACCUCAAGCAGUGGGUGAGCAAAAAGUAACAUGGUUGUCAAUAAUGAGUGAUG
Molecule: messenger RNA, 649 nt
Organism: Closterium sp. NIES-67
Lineage: Eukaryota; Viridiplantae; Streptophyta; Zygnematophyceae; Desmidiales; Closteriaceae
Source: the annotation of a GenBank genome assembly